GCUUCCUGAUAAUAUUGCCUAAAGGUAACUUUACUGUUUUCAUUGUUGCAGAGACAUGCAUAUGCUGGUUUACCUUUAUCAUUUUUACUUUUUUCAUUUGAACAUAAUGUGAAAGUCAUCACAAAAACAGUUUUAUUCUAUCUGACAAACACAGCUCACCUCCAUCCAUCCUGCUCUUUCUGCUACUGAAAUCCCCAUCUACAACGACCUGACUACCGCUGUAGCAUUUCUCCUGUGACCACAUCACCCGUGUCCUAAAGUGCUUCCACUGGCUUCUUGUCCCACAACAUAUCCAAUUCAAACAUAUUCUCAUGAUUUACAAAGCCCUUCAUGUCCAGAAAUGCUUUUCCUGCUUUGUCUGAACACUGUUUGGUGAACUUGACUCAUUUGUCACGUGCUCAGAAUCAGGACCUGGUCAGACUGACAGACCCAGAACGGUUCAGGAGAAGCCUGAACUCUACCUGCUGGAGGACAGCCCAGCUCACCAGUAGACCAACGGCACUAGAGCAGGAACCAGAGGCAAUGCUGGCUAUGGGGGUAACUGAGAAGUCUUGAAGUGAGUGGUAAAUGGUCUUAUCCAGUGCUUUCUACACACUGAACCCACUCAAAGCACUUUACACUAUUUCCUGUUCACCCAUUCGCACAUCCACCAGUGAUAUCAGUGGCAACAACUAGGGGUUCAAUGUCAUGCUCAAGGACUUGUUGACAUGUAAACUGGAGAAGCCAUGGAUUAAACCACUGAUCCCCUGGUCAAGAGACAACCUGCUCUACCUCCUGAGCCAUAGCUGCGCCCAAAAAGGAUGGUACUCUGACUCUGAAUUGAUCUAAACGUGGUGUGUAAAUGGCCACUGAGGGGCUGAACAGACUCUGCCCCUCUGUCUCUACGUUCACACACAGCUAAAGGCUGACGUGCCACAAACAUCCUGCUGCACACUACCAGGAAACUGUCCCAGCAGUGAAUCAGUACUUUGGAAUGAAACUCAGCCUGUCACAGAUGAAGAACCAGAAUUUAGCAGAAGAGAGGUGACAAAGCUCCGCCCCUCACCUGUCUCAUCUGAGACAAAGCAGGAAACAGUCUGUUCUUCUUUGUCACUGCAGAGACACAGACUGAGAUGAUCAGAUUGACCUUCAGAUCAAACUAACUACUUCCUCCGAGUCCAGCUACAGGACAGACAAGUGGAAAACUCCACUGCUGCUUCAACCUGCUGACACUCCACACACUGAAGGCGAGUUGGACGACAACACGACGCAAAGUAAAAGUACACUUCAGAGACGUUAGCAGAGGAGGGAGGGUGGCCGUGACUCACUGUACUUUGUGUCUGCUGUGAUUUCAGCUGCACUCACAGACUCGAUGGCAUCCAGAUCAGAGGAGGAUCUCUGCUGUCCGCUCUGUCAUGAGGUCUUUAGAGAUCCUGUUCUUCUGUCAUGCAGCCACAGCUUCUGUAAAAACUGUCUGCAGAGCUGGUGGAGAUACAAACAAACACACGAGUGUCCACUUUGUAUGAGAAGGUCUUCAAAGGGUGAUCCACCUGUAAACCUGGCGUUAAAGAACCUGUGUGAGUCCUUCUUACAGGAGAGAGCCCAGAGAACUUCAGAGACUCUCUGCAGUCUGCACUCUGAGAAACUCAGACUCUUCUGUCUGGACCAUCAGCAGCCAGUGUGUCUCGUCUGCAGAGACUCAAGGAAACACGCCAAUCACAGAUUCAGUCCCAUCAAUGAAGCCGCACAGGAUCACAGGGAGAAUCUGGGGAGAUGCCUGAAACCCUUACAGGACAAACUGAAGCUCUGUAGGAAAGUUAAAGUGGAGUUUGAACAAGCAGCAGGACACAUUCAGGUCCAGGCCCGACACACAGAGAGGCAGAUUAAGGAGCAGUUUCAGAAGCUUCGCCAGUUUCUAAAAGAGGAAGAGGAAGCCAGGAUGGCUGCACUGAGGGAGGAAGAGAAGCAGAAGAGUCAGAUGAUGAAGGAGAAGACGGAGGCUCUGAGCAGAGAGAUAGCAGCUCUGUCAGACACAGUCAGAGCCACAGAGGAGCAGCUGAGAGCUGAAGACGUCUCAUUCCUGCACAGCUACAAGGCUGCAGUGGAAAGAGUCCAGCAGCGCCCCCUGCUGGAGGAUCCACAGCUGCCCUCAGGAGCUCUGAUAGACCAGGCCAAACACCUGGGCAACCUGGCCUUCAACAUCUGGAACAAGAUGAAGGACAUCCCUGUGGUCUUAGAUCCAAACACUGCUCAUCCAUAUCUCAUGCUGUCUAAAGAUCUGACCAGCGUGAGACGAGGAGACAAACAGCAGCUUCCUGACAAUCCAGAGCGGUUUGAUGAUUCUUACCCCUCCGUCCUGGGCUCUGAGGGCUUUGACUCAGGGACUCGCAGCUGGGAUGUCGAGGUUGGAGACAGUACACACUGGAGACUAGGUGUUCUAGCAGAUUCUUCUGAAAGGAAGGGAGACACCGGAUUGUGGAUAAUAGGGUUCAAUAGAGGCAAAUACUUUGCGUUGUCACCACCGUCUUCAUCCACUGUUCUCCCAGUGCAGAAGAAGCUCCAGAGGAUCCAAGUGAACCUGGACUGGAGCAGAGGAACGCUGUCGUUCUCUGAGCCUGACACUAACACACACAUACACACCUUCACACACACUUUCACUGACACACUGUUUCCGUAUGUCAACACUUUGGAUAAAUUCCCAGUGAAGAUGGCAGCAGUGAAGUUCUGUGUGACGGUGGAACAGAGUGAAUGCUGCCAACUGUAGGUUACCUGUUGGAAAAGUGGCUCCUAUACCACAAUCAUCUGUCUUCCUCAGUUUCAUUUAAAUGUUUUAUAAAAGGAUUCCAGUCUCACUAUGCCAAAUAUUAACCAAAGAGCUCUGGACGAGGUGAUG
Messenger RNA from Monopterus albus (swamp eel), 2872 nucleotides. Its product is annotated as nuclear factor 7, ovary-like. Gene Ontology annotation, molecular function: protein binding; zinc ion binding. The transcript has a single exon. Bases 1352 to 2743 code for a protein of 463 amino acids. The record is from RefSeq and is a predicted model, not a curated record. Lineage: Eukaryota; Metazoa; Chordata; Actinopteri; Synbranchiformes; Synbranchidae.